Messenger RNA from Pelodiscus sinensis (Chinese soft-shelled turtle), 3092 nucleotides. NCBI's taxonomy places the organism in Eukaryota, Metazoa, Chordata, Testudines, Trionychidae. The record is from RefSeq and is a predicted model, not a curated record.
UUGAACCUUGGCACAGCUUUCUCCAUAGCAACUGAAAACUUUUCAAGGCAGGAAUAAACUAAUCCUCUCCAGCUUCCAGAGCACCAUCAAGGAAUUUUAAAAACAUCAGACUUUCCAGCAGCUAAAUACUUUUGGGGAUUCAAAAGGCCAUAAAGCUAGAAGUACAGAGUCAUCCUUUUUUUUUUUCUACUGAAGGGUUCAACUUUAAGCUGUGAACUACACACCACAUUUCAACCCUCAACACGGACAUAUAGGCAAGGAGAAAAUGUAUUUUCUGACCAAGUAUCUAGCUUGGGUGGUGUGUUCAGCUUUCAUAUUUGGUGUGGUUACUGCAGAAGCACAGCCUAGGAAAGAGCACAAGCAAGAAAGCAGCUAUACUCCAAGCCAAGGCUAUCUGACAGAAGUUUUACGCAUUCUUUCAGCUGACAACUACACUGAGAUCCACAAGAAUCAUUCAAGAAAACUGAUCAAAAUAUUACUGGAGAGAACUGAAUGUCCACAGUGGAUUUAUGGGAUACAGGAGGAUUGUAAUCUGUGCCUUGAACCAGAUGCUUUGUUAUUAAUAGCCGGUGGAGAUUCUGAAGACUAUCUCAGUGAAGAAAUAUUCCAGAAAAUUUCCAUCAUUCUUCUCUAUUAUAUUAUUCAUCAAAAAGAUAUCUGUUCUUCACACCUCAGUCUGAGUAACAAGGAUUAUAAAUUUUAUCUACACAGCAUGCUCAGUUUAAGGCGUGAUGAAAACUGCUAUUAUUUCUCACGGAAUGAAACUGAAGAUAUUUUGGCUGCAAUAAGACAACAUUUUAAAAUCCCUGAAAGCCAGUGUGUUGAUGUAAGCAUUGUGGAGAAAGCUGCUGACAUAUUGGACAGUGAUGGUGCUGAUGAAAAUACACUUCCUCGCCUGGCUGCUACAAUCAUUACUUUGGCUCUCCAAGGAGUCUGCCUCGGGAAAACACAUUUGCCCUCUCCAGAUUUCUUUGUAAAAUAUAUUUUCAAUUCUCUAAACAGCAGUAAUGAACUUCAAGUAACAGAAAUAGAUCAACUUCUCAGCAGGCUGAGGGAUGGAAGAACUUGCAACACAAAUGGACAAAUGAACAAAGGAAGACGUCAUGGCAUGACAGUCAGAGAUGUUGAAUAUUUAAAGAUUCCAAUCACAUCAAGACAGACGAAUGGAGAAAAUAUAAGUGGUUAUCGUGAAGAUAAUGAAAACAGAGCUGACUGGGAUCAGGCUUGCUUCACUGCCAGUGAGUUUAUGAAGAUAUUUUUACAAAACAACUCUUCUUCCAUUUCCAAGGAACACUUCAAGGAAAUCAGUCCAGCCAUCAUUCAGCAACUACUAAGUUGCUCCUGUCAGCUUACAGAAUCAAAGCAAACAAAGCUGCCACCAACAACUCUGGAAAAGUAUGGCUACAGCACUGUUGCCGUUUUACUUAUCACUAUUGGAUCUAUGUUUGGUACAACCCUCAUUUUCUUCAACUCCUGUCAAGAAAUCUAUACACUCAUUUUACAGCUGUUUGUGGGUUUAGCUGUUGGGACCCUCUCUGGAGAUGCCCUGCUACAUCUUAUUCCACAGAUUCUUGGUCUACAUAAGCAUGAAGUUCAGGAGAUGGAACACAUCUAUGAAGGGAAAGAAUAUGUUUGGAAAAUGUUGGGAAUGAUUGGAGGAAUUCAUGGAUUUUUUCUGAUAGAAAAAUGUUUCUUUCUUUUGGUAUCACCAAGUGAUCAGCAGGGCCUUUCCUUAGUUAAUGGUCACUUGGGGCAUUCCCACGAUCUUCCAGUGGAAUCUGAAUUAAAUGACCAUUCAGGCAGAGGCAAAUCUACUUCAACCAUACAGUUGAGAAGUCCUGAAGAUUCUGAGUCUGAAGUUCCUCCCGACAGCAAGGUGACAAGCAGAAAGAGUAAAGGAAUUAGUUUGUUGGCGCUAAUGGUUUUGGUGGGUGACAGUCUUCACAAUUUUGCUGAUGGCCUGGUAAUAGGAGCAGCAUUUUCAUCCUCAACAGAAACAGGUGUGACCACGACGAUUGCUAUCUUAUGCCAUGAAAUUCCCCAUGAAAUGGGAGAUUUUGCUGUGCUGUUAAGUACAGGGCUUUCCACAAAAAUUGCAUUAUUAAUGAAUUUUGUAAGUGCACUAACUGCCUUCAUAGGGCUUUAUAUUGGCCUUUCAGUAUCAACUGACUCCUGUGUUCAGAACUGGAUUUUUACUGUCACAGCUGGAAUGUUCUUGUAUUUAUCAUUAGCAGAAAUGCUUCCUGAAAUGACUCACAUUCAGACACGGCGACCCUGGUUGAUGUUUCUUUUACAGAACCUUGGAUUAUUGUUAGGUUGGCUUUGCCUCUUUCUUUUGGCUAUAUAUGAACAGAAAAUUAAAAUAUAAAGCUUCUACUGGAAAUCUCUAAAUAUCAGUCAUGAAUUUCUAUAGCCUUAUUUCCAUUUCUCAUGCCUGCUAUAGUGAUUUAUAAAUUAAGUUGGUUGGAUUUUCAUAUCUAAAGCUAAGUAGGUAACAACUUCAUUUUAUUAACUUAUUGUUCAGAUUUUGUAAUUUUUUAAAACAUGAAUGUUUAGAUAUAUGUUUUAUUUGUUAUUGAGUUUACCAAAACUCUAAUGAUCAGACUUACAGGCAUUUCUGGUUAGUUUGUUGAGUCCAUUCUAGUUAAAUGCUUCAAGUGACCCUUGCUACUCUGAAUGAAGAAAAGAAUACACAUUUUUAUAUACAAUAAUCCAACUGAAAAGGAACAUAACUGAAGAAUUUGAAAUAUAAAAUCUUGUUAUUUCUUAAUGCCAAGAAUAAAUUUCUAUGAAACUGAAAAAUAUAGUCAAGCUGAUUUACUGAGUUAAAUACAACACAGACUCAUUCCAAUACAAAGUGCAUUAUCUAUCUUGCUGAUGUACUGACAAAGUUUUCUGGUCAUAUCUUGCUGGCCCAUUGUCCAAAAUGAAACAAUGUCAAACAAGUGUUAAAGUGACACUGUGACAAUAUUGGAACACAGUCAAACAAUAUCAGAAUAUCCACUUAUGUCUACAUUGUAUCAUGUAUAUUAUGCCUAUUGGGAUCUAUGGAAGCCAAUCAGUUCAUUAAAUAAUGUCAUUGGUCAGAAAGU